Molecule: messenger RNA, 3544 nt
Organism: Gigantopelta aegis
Lineage: Eukaryota; Metazoa; Mollusca; Gastropoda; Neomphalida; Peltospiridae
Exons: 2
Coding region: 195-2438 (747 amino acids)
Biological process (GO): DNA replication
Molecular function (GO): DNA-directed DNA polymerase activity; DNA binding; nucleotide binding
Source: RefSeq, a predicted model, not a curated record
UUAUAUUCAGUGAUUUUGAAAGUGUUCUUGAACCAACAACUGAAAAAAAUCGAAUACAAAAGCACGUGCCGUGUGGGUACGCAUACAAGGUCGUAAGUAUCCUGGAUAAAUACACAAAACCCCUAAAAGUCUACACGGGUAAAGAUGCGUCAGAACAUUUUAUAGAAAGCAUUUUAGAGGAAUAUGAAGAAAUAAUGGACAUUUUUAAUAAUCCCGUUGACGUUGUGCUCACACCUGAGGCAAGAUGGGAAAUUGCUAAUUCUACACAUUGUUACCUGUGUGGCGAAGAGUUAGAUUAUAGUAGGCACGUUGACCACUGUCACCUUACGGGAAAGUUUAGGGGAGUUUGUCAUGGUUACUGUAAUUUAAAUUUCAAACUGGAAAAAGAAGUGAUAUGUGUGCUUCAUAACAGCGAACGGUAUGACACGCAUUUAAUUCUACAAGCAUCCACUAAGUUUGCAGAUAGAAAACUCAGCUGCAUUCCGCAUAAUACCGAACAGUUUCUGUCGUUCUCCAUUGACAAUUUAAUCUUCGUUGACUCUUUUAAAUUUCUCACAGCAUCUCUCGAUUCGCUGACAAAAAAUCUUAUGAGCAAAGGAAAGCACUGCUUUGUACAUUUAAAAAAACAUUUUCCUGACCACGUUGACAUGCUAACCCGUAAACUUCCUUUCUGCUAUGAGUACAUAGAUUCAUUCGAAAAAUUAAAUGACACACAGUUACCCAAGCACAAAGACUUUUAUUCACAGCUUUCAGAAAGUAACAUUUCUGACGAAGAAUACACCUUUGCAAAAAAACUUUGGGAGGAAUUUCAUAUCAAAACACUAGAGGAAUUCAUGCGACUUUACGUUUCUGUCGAUGUUCUCUUAUUGUGUGACGUCAUGGAAUCAUUUAGAGACAUGUGCAUUAAAAGUUACGAAUUAGAUCCGUUACAUUAUAAAAGUCUGCCGGGUUUUGCUUUAGAUGCUGCUUUAAAAAUGACUGAUGUUGAACUUGACCUAUUCACGGAACCGGAUAUGUACGGCUUCAUCGAGAAAGGUUUGCGGGGUGGAGUGUCGAUGAUUUCGCACAGAUAUUCCAAAGCAAAUAAUAAAUAUAUGAGUGAUUUUGACUCACAAAAAGACACGUGCUACCUAAUGUACUUCGAUGUUAAUUCACUGUAUGCUACCACUAUGUUAGAACCACUUGCCCUCUGUGACUACGAGUUUAUCUCAACCGAAGAGUUUAAUGAUAUCGAUUGGACGGUUUUAGACACUGAGGGUGAGCUUGGGUACAUUUUAGAAGUCGACCUGCAAUAUCCAAGAGAACUUCACGCAAAACACGCCUCUUUUCCUCUUGCACCUGUUCACGAUAAUAUACCCGCUGUUGAGUUUUCACCAUACUGUAAACAGUUACUUGAACAAUUUGAUCUAAAUUUAAACAAACCAUCAGGCAAAAAAUUGUUUUGUACUUUAAAAGAUAAAAACAACUACGUCAUUCACUUUGCAACUCUAAAGUUAUAUUUAAAACUCGGUUUGGAGUUGAAAUGCAUUCACAAAGUUUUAAAAUUCAAACAAUCAAAGUGGAUGAAACCUUUUGUAACACAGAACAUAGAAAAACGCAAGCACGCUAAAGACAAAUGCUCACAAGAUUUGUACAAAGCAAUGUCAAAUGUGUGUUACGGGAAAUUCAUAGAGUCAGUUAGAAAAUACAAACAAGUUGAACUGAUCGCCCAACGAGAACGAUUACGACGAUACACUGCAAAAUCUAAUUUCAAACACGUAAAUAUUUUUUCGGAAGACUUAGUGGCGGUCGAACUGCAAAGAACAACGGUUACCUUAAACAAACCCAUUGCAGUAGGAUUUUGUAUUUUAGAACACGCUAAACGUCACAUUCUGUCUUUUUAUUAUGAAACCAUGGUGAAACAGUACAACGAUCACGUGCGACUACUCAUGACUGACACCGACAGUUUGUUCAUGGAAAUCAGACACGCUCCGAAUGAACAUUUGAUAGAUCCAUAUGAAUUCAUGCAACAAAACAGUCACUUGUUUGACACGUCCAAUUUUCAGCCAGACCAUGUAUUAUUUUCUAUGAAAAGUCACAAGGUUACAGGACUGAUGAAAGACGAAGCUGGAGGUGCUGUCAUUGAUGAGUUCGUGGGACUUAGAGCUAAAAAUUACAGUUUUACUAUCAUUGAUAAAAAUACAAAUUCCAAAAUAGAACACAAAAAGGCAAAGGGUAUCAAACGGGGCUUCGUUAAAAAGUCACUGCGUCACGAACUGUUUAAGCAAUGUCUGUUUCAGAAAAAAACAUUCUCUGCCACAUUUAACUUGAUACGCUCAUUUAACAAUACCCUGUACACGAUCAAAAACACGAAAGUAGCCUUAAUACCUUUAGAUAAUAAACGGUACAUUUUAGAGGAUGGCAUUACCUCUGUACCAUAUGGUUAUCAAGCAUUUUAAAAUGAACAAGAUCACACUUAUUGUUAACAUUGUUCACGCUGAAUGAAAAGAAGAAAAGAAACAUACGAGAAUGGAAUCCCAGUUUUACUAUUUUCAAGUACAAGAGAGAAGGACUGGAAGAGUUCUUUACAAGGACCGCACCCUAUUCAAAAGUCGUAGACGAUGCCUGCGACGUGCAACUCGACACAACUUGGCACAAUACAGCACCGACCAUAGAGCAGUGCGCAUAAGACUAAUUAUGUGUUCAGUGAAUGUUGCUGUUGGUGAACGCAACAAUUCGUGGAGAACACCCUUUGAAAUGGUUCUUAUCUCGUUUUACUUAAGUGUGUUGCAUGCAACAAUAAAUAAAAUGACAAAAGACAAUUGUGAAGGGUGUGCAAUUGAUCAUCCUUCUCAAAUUCAACACAGUUGUUUAAUGUUUACACCAAAUGAAUCCAUUGAUUCAUAUUUUGAGAGAGCCCUGCAAUCGUUGCCACACGAGGCAAUAGUGCAAGACGCAGAACGUUUUAUCCGUAGACACGGUGAACCAUGUCAUUCUAUUCACAUCCUACCCUAUACCAGUGUAGAGUGGUUACAAGAGAACUUUCUCAGUGAACAUCGUCGUAAUGUGCUGGAGAUGAUGUUACGUGUGCAGAUGGCUGAAUGACAUUUGUUAAUGAUAUAUCUACACUACAAAUAAUUAUAAACUAUACUAUAGAAGGAAACCUUUAUUACAUUAAAAGUAUUGUUAUUCUUACAUUUAAUAGCUUUCUAAUGUCUUUAAUUUCUUUACACCAGGAGUGCCCUCAUUAGCUUUCCUCUUCAAAUAAAACUGUUUAUUCUUGUUUAUUUCAGUCUGUGUUUGUUUUCUUUUUUUACCACUUCCUUUCUGUGUAAUCACCAAUAGUUUUGGAUAAACAUUCAACUCCUUCAGUCUUUUAAUGAAAUAGUCAUAGCUCACGGGUUGUUUUGUAGAUUCAGAGCUCAAAACGACAUGACGUAUCAAAGUUUGUAUAUCAGAUCCCACGAGAGCGCGUCCGUCCUUAUCAUAUAGUUCACCUUUAUCAUUCCAGAGUAAUGAUCCUUUUUCAAACUGAUCCUUUACAAACAUCCACAAAGCCAUUAAU